Molecule: messenger RNA, 825 nt
Organism: Iphiclides podalirius (scarce swallowtail)
Lineage: Eukaryota; Metazoa; Arthropoda; Insecta; Lepidoptera; Papilionidae
Source: the annotation of a GenBank genome assembly
AUGAUGGCAGCCGGUAUGAACGUCGCUUUACUCAAUUUGUCCUUCGGUACUCGAGAGGAACAUAUUGAUACUAUUAAAAUGUUGCGACAGGCCGCAAAAGAAUACAGUGCCGCCGUAGGAAAGAACUUUCCUUUGGCCAUUGCGGCGCGUUUACCUGGACGGAAAAUAAGAACUGGAAACAUUGCAGAUGCUAAUGUGCCGGUAUGUUUAUGCGGUCACCUUUUGAGCAGCAUGAGAUACAGUAAAAUCCCACUUCGGGCGGAGCUCCUCGACAUUGCAAAUUGUAUAUUAGAUGGAGCUGACGCCUUAGUGCUAUCAGCAGAGACGGCAGUCGGAAUCUGUCCCGUGGAGACGAUAGCGUGUAUGGCUAGCGCAUGUAAAGAAGCGGAAGCCUGCGUUUGGACCAAGAGGACGUUCCAAGAUUUCGUGGAAAAGACCACGGCCAUAGCAAUGUCUGCAGUGUUGGCGGCGUACCGCUCGAUAGCUUCCGCAAUCAUAGUCGUGACGCUGUCCGGCAAAUCAGCGUUUCAAGUGGCCAAGUACAGACCUCGUUGCCCAAUCAUUGCAGUCACAAGGAAUGCUAUAACAGCGAGACAAAUGCAUUUAUAUCGAGGUCUUAUGCCGUUAAUUUAUGAUGCGGCACCAGAAGCAGAUUGGCAAACAUACCUCGAUCAGCGCAUCAGUUUCUGCAUCAAAUUCGCCAUGCAGAGAGGUUUCGUUAAAGUAGGCGACCCACUCGUUAUAGUGUGCGGUUGGAAACUGGGCUCGGAAUUCACCAACACUAUGAGAAUGAUAUACGCCACCGCCGACACUGGACCUGUAUCA